Messenger RNA from Nymphalis io (European peacock), 4206 nucleotides. RefSeq lists its product as uncharacterized. The transcript is spliced from 6 exons. NCBI's taxonomy places the organism in Eukaryota, Metazoa, Arthropoda, Insecta, Lepidoptera, Nymphalidae. Bases 314 to 3343 code for a protein of 1009 amino acids. The record is from RefSeq and is a predicted model, not a curated record.
CAAAAGCAGACCUCUGAGUAAAAGUGUUCUGUAGUCAGAAGUUAGAACUGUCUUCAACUUCACAGAUAUUUUUAUGCCCAUAAAUCACCCAUAAAUUUAAAGAGCAUAUACUUGAUAUAUUUUUCAUUGCUUAGUGCUUAUUAACAAAUGUAAAUGAGUAUAAUUCGCUGAAUUGGCGAAGUUAAAGGAUUCCAAACAGUAUAUUAUAUUUGCUGACCUUGAAUAUACGUUCAGUACUUUUUUUAAAUCGCUAAAUAUCUAAAUCACUUGAAAAUGCCGUGGUCUAAUUUUCAAAAUAAAACAAUUAUUUAAUAUGCCACCAAAGAAAGUUGUUAAAACACUUGAUAAAACUGUCCAAGAAAAAGAGAAGCGACGACGGUUGAAAAAUGGAAAAUGUUUACCAUUAAGUGUAACAGAAGAAAAUAUCAAUAUUCAGGAUUUAAACUUAACAUAUGAUCAGCAGAAAAACCGAGUAGUGAAAGUAAAGAAGAAUGAUAUCAACAUUAUGCUGGCAAAUGAAGUAGUGGGAAGACAAUUUAAAAAAAAGUCAUUAUUAAAGGAUCCAAGAGAUGCAUUAGUUUUAAAAGUAAUGAACCAACCACAAGGUAAAAUAAUUAGGAAAAAGAAAACAGUAUUAAAGAGAAAGAUCCCAUUGAAAAAUAACAAAAAUGUAUCAAUUAACAUUGAGGGAGAACCAGUUACAAAGAGACGUAGACGUCGUGUUUCACCUAAAAAGUUGGAGGAUAAGUUGGUAGUAAAAGAAAAAUGUGAUUCGACCGAAGCUUUCAAUGUUGAAAAUAAUGUUACGACUGAAGAAUAUACCAGAACUACAAAACCAAGGACACCUAGGCGAAAGGCUCUUAAUAGUAAUAUUGCAAGACCAAGGACGCGUAAAAAAGCUAACGACGAAGCAAAACUAUCGCAAUUUGAAGCUAUAACAGAUGAUGAUGCUUUACAAAAAGAUAACGUUGAAAACGGUAAAAAACAAGACAUUCUCGAAGUCAGAAGGAAUUCGUUGGCAAGUGUGUCUGAACUGUCGUGGACAAAAGACAUUACUAGCAGCAGUACCACUACGUGUGUCACAGUGACUUCGAAUGAUUUCUUCCGUAUCGAUAAAAAGAUCCCAAUUGUAAUGUUAACAAACGUUGACCAUAAAUUAAUAGGCGAAGAGAACAAUAAUAUCAGUAAAGUUGGUUCAACAGAAGCAAUGGCAGUACAAUAUGAAGAUACUACUAAAAAGAGUCACAUCGAGACAAAUGACAAUUGUAUAGAUGAAGUAGAUUUUCCCUGUCCUGAAUCUCCUAAUUUAUCCUCAUCUUCCUCCGAAUCAUGUUCAGAUCGAGAAAAAUCAAUCCAAAGUGUUUCGACAGCUAUCAAUAGGCUUAGCAACACAUUACAAAAACUAUCUUCAAAACUUAAAAAUUUCGAUUUAGAAAUUAUAAACUGGAUCGGAUACACGGACGACACCACAAAUCCAAACAUAGAGAAAAUACAAGAAAAACUUUACCGAGAUAACUUUUUAAAAGAUGAAAUGAAGAUUAUAACUCAUUGUCAAAAUAUAAAAAGGAUUUUAUCUGAAAAUAAUAAAAGUAUAGCGACGCCAGAGAAUGAAAAGACUGAUGAUGAUAUUAUAAAAAGUGAUCGCGAACAUGAAACUCAUAAAAAUCCUACUUUAACUGAAGCUAACAAUCCUAAAUAUGAUGAAUUAAAUAGUCCUAAAGAAUCUUUAAAAAUUCUUUCCAAUGUUAUCGUACAAAGAAAUAGUCCUAAAGAAAUGGAUAAAGUCCUAAAUAAAUCCGCGGACAAUCGUGACAAUAUAACGCAUGAUGAAGACGAUGAAGACGACGCAUUGUCCUUAUUCGCGGAGAGUAUAACUUGCAUAGAACCCUCAUCAAGGAAAUGCACGUCACACGGAAUUAAACAUCCGAAGGGAUUCGAAGAAUACGUGCCAGUACCAGUAAUUAAAACUGAUAAUAAUCCAGAAAAUAUUACAUAUAACCCUACAAAAAUAAUCAGUAGUGUACAAGUAAGUGAAAAAGAGGACGACCCAGUUAUCGUGUGUGAAAAACAAAGCGCUGAUUCCACAUCCGUAUGCAAAGAACAGGACAAUGAUAAGAAUCUAGAGACUAGUAAUAUUUUAGUAGUUAAAUCGAAAGACGUCGAAGAUGUUUCUAGAAAAGAAAACAGUAUCACAAAAACGAUCCCACAAAAUCCACAUUUAAUGUCUUCCAUGUAUAAAGCGGUGGCUGGUAUUAAAAGUGUCGUUUUCAAAGGUGUUUGCUUCUAUAAUCUCAUAUCGAAAUGCAAGAGGAACGGUUGCUGCUUUUCCCACAUGCCAGUCGGGAUCGACAGCGUUAAGGUGAAGUUGAGAAAUCACAACGACACGACCCUCAUCCAGGAGUAUAUGCUGAUCCGUAUCUGGCCCGGACUCAGGCAGAAGUACGGGAUGUGCUUCGUCGAGGAGUUCAUCAAGAGAGACCUAACUAAGAUGAUCGUCGAAACCGCGUUCGACUUCAUCAUCAAAGACAACAACGAGGCAUUGAUAAUAGAUAUCGUUGAACAUGUUCUGUUGUAUUUGAACAAAGUUGAUUUAUGUAGCAUCGAGGACUUGCUAAAGCUUAAUAUUAAAGCGAGCAAACGGCUCUUGUGUGAUAUUUUUAUAAGUACGAUCGCGCAGUCGCAGAAUUUUUCAAGAUUUAAAAGUGUUUUCAUUAAUUUGACCAAUUUAAUGUAUCGUUUAGGAAGAUGUUUCAGCGAAGAUGUCGCUGGACACGUUUUGGAAAGAAUUGUCAUAUUGCCGUACGACGAAGGUCUGGCGCGAGCACUCAUAAAGAUAAUUAGAAAUACCGAUAUCAGUAUAUACUCCAAUUCCAUGGUGAGUCACUUGGAGCAGCAGCUAAGGUCCUCAAACAUUAUGCUUUACAAAGAAUUUAUUUCUUUGAAAAAUCAAGCGUUGAGUCAUUCAGCGGUGGAUAGUUGCUACACCGACGGCGACAGGUCGCAACUGGAUAAUAUAAGAUGCUCGCCGGAUACAACUAAUUUGGACAAUAUGAACAAGUCCAUAGAAACGAAAUUCACAAGAACUAUAGAUAUCAACAAAAUAUUACUUUCAAACGUAAAUGCGGUCGAUUUAAAUAAAGAUAUAAGAUUUACUACCAAUCAACGGUUUAUGAGUUGGAUAGAUAGAAAUUCAUAUGGUAACACGAGAAACGUCCCUAGAAAAACAACAAUGCGCCCGCCAUUGAGGCCUCCGUUCAAACGCAGGUUAGACCAGAAGUUUGACGGAAGUCCCAGCAAAUAUCAACGGAGAAAUGGAUCUAAAUUCUAUAACGAUUUUCCCUAAAUAUUAAGUUUAUUUUUAAAAAUCCUAAGUGAUCCUUUUGUACAGUUACUUUUAAGCUUACUGUGACUUCAAACUUAUUUAAUUAUUACUUAAAUUAAAGACAAUAGAUAUUCUUUAUUUUGUGUUUUAAUGGAAAUAAGAGAUUGUCUAAAAAAUGUUGAUUUUUCGAAGUUUUUUUUUAUACUUAUAUAUAAUUAAGAUUUGUCGUUCUACGAUGCCAAAUGAUGCAUCAAGAUUUAAAACAUUCUACGUUUUGAUCUUAUAUUAGUACAUAAACAAUUUAUAUAAAACAUAAUUUUAAAAAAUAUAACACUUUUGAAAGUUUUGUUUUCUUUUUUUUUUACAAUUAAAGACUCCCAGCAUAUAGUGUGAAACGAAUGACAGCUCAUGUAAUAUUUAUAAAUUAUCUGUGACUUACAAUAAACCUACCUCAAAAGAGUGCCAUUGUAUGUGACCUAGUGUGACUAUAAUGACCUUUUGUUUGGCAUCAGUCUUUGGUAGUAGACAAUCUAUGAUGUUUUUAUAAUAUUGAUAUCCUUAAAAUAAAAUUCGAGAGUUCGUCGGUUGAUUUUUUUUUUAAUACAUGUGCACCUUUUUGUAUAAGAUCCAGUCUAAUUAUGUCUUCUGAAAUAUUAUUUGGCUGUAUAUUUAAUACCAAUGCCCAAAGGGUAUUUUGAAAAAAGACGUUUCCAUUUCCACAAUCGAACCAGAUUACAAUUGUGUAAACAAAAAUUUUUCAUGUGCAAGCAGUGUUGUGCAAGCCUCGCAAAAACUUAAUAUAAUAUAUAUUAUUUUUCUUGUUUUAUAUUUUUUGUAGUACGUGACUUUUUUUUACUAACAUUAAAAACCUAGAUAUAGAUAUA